Molecule: messenger RNA, 2083 nt
Organism: Pangasianodon hypophthalmus (striped catfish)
Lineage: Eukaryota; Metazoa; Chordata; Actinopteri; Siluriformes; Pangasiidae
Product: free fatty acid receptor 2-like
Exons: 2
Coding region: 246-1334 (362 amino acids)
Biological process (GO): G protein-coupled receptor signaling pathway; cellular response to fatty acid
Cellular component (GO): plasma membrane
Molecular function (GO): G protein-coupled receptor activity
Source: RefSeq, a predicted model, not a curated record
UAAGAAAGACACUAAGAAAAAAAAAACAUUAAAUAGACUUUUCCAUUAGCAAUGAGUUGUAAUGAUGUCUAACCACCAGACUGAGCACUCACAGCUCUCAGCUACAUAUUAUUAAUGUUCAUUGUCAGGGGGUGUUGCGUUUCCUAACUGACAUCAACACAAUCAAAUUUGCAUGGACUUCCUGAAGUUUCUGAAGUCUGUAGAUUUUCUUUCCAGGCCUAUUACCCAAGUGCAGUUGGACCUAUAUGCUGAAAUUAGAAGUUCUUAACAUAUGGAUUGCUUUUAAUUUCAAUAAGAAGCAAGAAGACUUCUUUGGUUAUCAUAACACUGGAGCAUAUUACUGUCAUUGGUGUCCUGCAGUUACCAAAAUGAUAAACCACUGGGUCCUUCUCUCAGCCUACAUUAUAACCUUCUUAAUCGGCCUACCAGCCAAUAUCCUGGCCAUUUAUGCCUUCAUCAGGAAGCUUAGCAAAAAACCCACACCCACAGACGUCCUCCUGCUGAACCUGACUCUCUCUGAUCUGCUGUUCUUGUUUUUCCUACCGAUGAAGAUGUAUGAGGCUGCAUCAGGCCUGCAGUGGCACCUUUCCCAGACCAUGUGCUCUAUCAUGUCAUUUGUCUUUUUCAGCACCAUCUACACCAGCUCUCUGUUGCUGAUGGCUGUUAGCAUUGACCGCUACUUGGGAGUGGCCUUCCCAGUGACCUACAUGAAAUUUCGCAAGCUUCUCUAUGCCAUCAUUGGCAGUAUUUUCAUCUGGCUGUUCAGUGGAGCACACUGCACACUUGUGUUUUUUGUCGUCCAUAUGGGCAAGGAGAACAGCACUCAACCCAAGACCACCUGCUACGAGAACUUCACCGAUGACCAGAAAAGCAUUGUACUUCCAGUGCGCCUGGAGUUUUUUGUGGUUCUUUGUUUGGUGCCCCUGGUUGUAUGUGUGUUCUGCUAUCUUAACUGCAUCUGGAUACUUUACCACAGGCCCCGCAUAACAAAGGAGAAGAAGCAGAGGGCCAUUGGAAUGGCAUUGGGCACCUUGAGCGUCUUCUUGAUUUGCUUUAUGCCCUACAACAUCUCUCAUCUGGUGGGCUUCAACACCAACAACAGCCCACCAUGGAGGUACUACACACUGCUCCUAAGCACCUUCAACACUUGCCUGGACCCCAUCAUCUUCUACUUCUCCUCAACCGUGUAUCGCAACACCACCAAAGUGUCCCUCUGGAGAGUUUUCUCAAUUAGGCGCCGUCUAGGCUUGAACACCCCUCCCAAUAUGAGUGUUGAGGGAGAUUCUAACUCUGACAAGGAAUUUGACCGUCACAAUAGUAACAACAGAAAAUAAAGAGAUUCUACAAGAUUGUACAAUGAUUGUGCAUCUUAAACAUUGAGCUUGAAUUAAAUAUUUUUGGCAAAUUCAUCAGGUGAGGCACAUCCUAAUAACUAAAAUGUACAAUGCUACCACAGACCUGUAGAGAAUAAGGUGUAUGAUGUGAGAGUUGUUGACAGUAGUUCUGGCUGCAAGGCGUAUCACAGGUUUAUAUUAUUGUGCAGGUUCUAGUACAUUAUAGUUCCUAUAGUAACAACAGACGCAGGGACUUGUAUGUUGGAUAAUCAGAUUUAAAAAUGUACCUUUGUUUUUAUGAUGACGUUUUCUGGGAGAUGUUUAUUUAGUAUUUUUUGAAGGAGUCUCCAGGACCAGAGCUUUGAAACAGUCAGAUGUCAAAAAAAAAAAAAAACAAUUCUGACACAGGGACGUUUUCAGGAAAGAUGUCUUUUCUAUAAGACCAGAAAAUUAUUUCACUUUACAAUGGGCUGCAUCACACACACAUGUAUAGCCACAUACAGUAGCUACUAUUUAUAUUGACCUCAAGACACUUCUUUUGGUGACUGAGGCUUGGUAAGCUGCGUCUACGCAGUUUGAAGAUGAAGAUCAAAUGGGGUCCAAUCAACUAUUCUUUCAAAAGGUUUAAAUUAGGUCAGAGGUCCAAAUUUAAUGUCUUGACUAUGUUGUUAUAAGUGCUUACCCAUUUUUCUAAUUAUUGAUGGGUUUCACCAAGGAAGACACUUCUGAAAGCAGCCAAUAUAUUUUUG